Polypterus senegalus (gray bichir) is the source of this 2621-nucleotide messenger RNA. Its product is annotated as fibulin-7. The record is from RefSeq and is a predicted model, not a curated record. Gene Ontology annotation, molecular function: calcium ion binding. Bases 242 to 1567 code for a protein of 441 amino acids. The transcript has 8 exons. Lineage: Eukaryota; Metazoa; Chordata; Cladistia; Polypteriformes; Polypteridae.
CACUCGUUCUCCCAGUUCCCCAAAGUUUUCGGUAACAAUUCAGAAGACGGCGGAGCUAAGCGAGAGCGGAGUGGGACGAAGUAGAAGUCGACGAGCAUCGCGAUUUUGAUGUACCGCGUUUGAGAGCCGCCGUGACCAAGCGCGCACUGCGCGGCCGACAGACACGCAUCGGGCACGUUGACUGAACAUUGGCGCUCGUUUCAUCCAGGUCCUCUAUCAUCGAUUCGCGUGGUUUACAAACAUGACCGCAGGAUUUCAUCGCCUCUACCUACCGCUGGUACUGUGUGUGCUGGUCAUCCACGUUGGCGGAACGCAGAGUUGCUUGGACAGACAACAUAUUAUGACUGUGCUCCGCCAAAUGGAAAAACUGUUGAAAGGGCAGGAAACUAGAUUUACAGAGGGACUUCGUAUUAUGAAAUCCAAGCUGACAGCCCUUCAGAAUUCAGUGUCCAAAUCAUCAUCUGGAGAUGUAAAUACAGUAGUUACAUGCCCCUCACUGGAAGCUCCACAGAAUGGAGUGAAAUAUGGGUCAAAGAACUUUGUUGACCAUGAAAUACACUUUUUCUGCAAUCAAGGUUACAAGUUAAUUGGCCCAAGUACCAGAGUAUGUCAAGAAAAUGGCAGCUGGACUGGAGUUAAUCCAAUAUGCAAAGAUAUCAGUGCUUGUUCCAGUAAUCCAUGCCAAAACGGUGGAACAUGUGUUGAAGGUUUUAGCUACUACAAAUGUAUGUGUUUACAAAACUGGAGUGGAACUAACUGUGAGCAGCAGACCCAGACAGCACCCACAGAAUGGAGCAUCAUGAAUGAUCCUGCCUUUAGUCGAAAGCCUCGUUGUGCUAAGAUUGCUCGAACUCAGCACUGCAGCUGUGAUGUUGGUUUCCACAUGAGCGGUACCUCAGAUAACAGUGUCUGUCAAGAUGUGAACGAAUGUGAGGUGUACAGGUUGAAUGGAGCUCCACGACUCUGUAUGCACUCCUGCAUCAAUAUUCCUGGAUCAUACCGCUGUUCCUGCCCUUCAGGUUACAAACUCCUUGGAGACGGUAGAAGUUGUGAGGAUAUAGACGAAUGCCUUCUACAGCAGCAUAACUGCACAAGAGGAACCACCUGCAUUAAUACUUUCGGGAGUUUUCAGUGUGUGAACCCAGAGUGUCCAAAAGCUGAUGAGAAUAUUAGUUAUGUGAAAACAUCAUCAUUCCAAUGUGAACGGAAUCCUUGCCCAAUGGACAGCAGAUCCUGCCACCUGGCACCUAAAACAGUGUCUUUUCACUACCUUUCUUUGCCUUCCAAUCUGAAAACGCCAGUCACUUUAUUUCGUAUGGCCACAGCUUCAGCUCCAGGCAGGCCAGGUCCUGACAGCCUGCGUUUUGGAAUUGUGGGUGGAAAUGGCAAGGGCCACUUUGUAAUGCAACGCUCUGACCGGCAGACUGGAGAACUCAUCCUUGUACAAAGUCUUCAAGGCCCCCAGAGCCUAGAAGUCGAUGUAGACAUGUCAGAAUAUCUGGAGCGUACAUUCCAAGCAAAGCAUGUCUCAAAGGUCACUGUCUUUGUUUCUCCCAAUGUAUUUUAGAGAACUGAACAUCCUGACCUUUAGCCAUGGUCCUUUAGCAGCAAGAUGAAAAAAUCCCCAGUUUGCUGAAAUUCUUUUUAAUGUCUUCCAAAGUGGGAUGUCUGUACUGUAUACUGUAUAUAACUUUGCACACCAGUAGUUUACUAGAUUGUGGUCAGAAACUACUAAGGUAAAACCUGAGGAAAAUGUAAACAUUCAGGAAUUGAACUGAAAAAAAAUCAGCCUAUUAUUUUGAUAUUACUGCAUGUAUUAUAAAGGGAAACACAUCAAGAUUUUCCAAACUAUUUUUCUAAGUCCACUGAUUUCUUUGCAUAUUGCAUCAGAAGCACUUUUAAGAAAGUGACCUCCUGUUUAUUUAAAGUUUGGUUGGACUUAUUGCCCACCUUGUUUUCAAUUUUUUAUGUGUUAAGCAAUUUAAGUAAUCAAAAAUGUGUUCUAACACUUUUAUAUCUGAAUGUAAAAUAGGGAAGAGUUUGCUAAUCAUGUUCCUCCAUGAGCAUGCUGCUUUUCCCUCCAAAUGUUAAAGGACAUGAUGGCCACUCAACGAUCGGAGAUGUCUUUUAACAUUCAGAUAACGUAAGUACUACCUAUAUCUGCUGCAAUCUUACAUUUAAAAAUACCUUUAAAUGGAACCAUUUCUGGUUAUUGAGUUAUGUGCACUAUGUUAUGAAAGCAUCCUUGAAAAUGUCACAUUUUUGUUCUUGCUUGUACACAGUGCUUUUAAACACCUAUCUUUAUUGCUUAUUUUUACUUUAUCUCUCUGUAAUUCAAUUACAAACAUAUUGUGGCUGCGUGGUUAUGGGUAAUAUAUGCUUUUCAUUAAGAUCAUGCCUUUAUCUUUUCAUUAUUAAUAUUAUUUUUGGUAACAUUUCCUGUAAAUAUUCCAUCAACUAGAUGUUAUUUAUUGCAAUGUAUUAUUACAAUAGGCACAGCAAUAAAUAACAACUGCAGCUGUCUGAUGUAAUUAUACCACUUACAUUUGAGUCCUUUGUUUUUACCAGUGUCUCUUUGUUAUGCACAUAAAACCUGUUAUUAAAGAAAUCUGUUUCUAAAA